Molecule: messenger RNA, 648 nt
Organism: Cryptococcus wingfieldii CBS 7118
Lineage: Eukaryota; Fungi; Basidiomycota; Tremellomycetes; Tremellales; Cryptococcaceae
Product: peptide alpha-N-acetyltransferase
Exons: 2
Coding region: 1-648 (215 amino acids)
Cellular component (GO): mitochondrion
Source: RefSeq, a predicted model, not a curated record
AUGUCCCUCAGAAUACCCCGCCUCCCCCGCCGCCCCCUCCCUCCCCCACCCAUCCCCCGUUCCUUCCCCCGCCGCCCCUUCUCCACCCCUUCCCCCACCCCCUCGGCUCCCGGAGCUCCCGGACCAGAACCGACCUCCGCCUACGCCAAAUUCAAAGCCCUCUCCAAGAAAUACGGCUCCUACGCCAUCGGCAUGUACUUCUUCCUCUCCUCCCUCGACUUUUCCGCCUCCUUCUUGCUCGUACACGCCGUCGGCGCUGAAAGGAUUGAACCUUUUCUAGACGAGGGCAAGGCGUGGUAUCGCUCCAAACGAUAUGGGGAGGAGAAGGCUUUGCGGCUGAAAGCUGAGGAUGAAAGGUCGAGAGAGGAGGAAGCUCGUGAAGCCAAGAAGGAUGGGAAGGUGGAGAAGAACAAGUGGUUCGGACGUACCUUCUGGGCAGAGGUUAUACUGGCGUAUACGAUCCACAAAACGCUGCUUCUCCCUUUCAGAGCGGGCUUGACAGUGGCGUGGACACCAAAGUUUGUCGGGUGGUUGACGAAACAAGGUUGGGUUGGGAAGGGCGGAUUGACAAGGGCCGCGACGCAUGCCCAAGGCAAAGUCAAGAAUGCUAGUGUAAAAGUCAAAGACCGCGUCAAGAGGCAGCCCUAG